Molecule: messenger RNA, 1290 nt
Organism: Gopherus evgoodei (Goodes thornscrub tortoise)
Lineage: Eukaryota; Metazoa; Chordata; Testudines; Testudinidae
Gene: AKIP1
Product: A-kinase interacting protein 1
Exons: 7
Coding region: 472-1194 (240 amino acids)
Biological process (GO): regulation of non-canonical NF-kappaB signal transduction
Cellular component (GO): nucleoplasm
Source: RefSeq, a predicted model, not a curated record
GGGAGCGGGCUAAGAAACUGAAGUUCAGCCACUCUUGUACUCCUGACCCUAAGGGGGGACCCCUCCCUCCCGCUGCAGGGGAGGGUGCAUCGCCCCGGGAGCCGCACGGGGUUGGCCAAGCCCCGCUGCGGGGCCCGGGGAGCGCUGUCCCCUAGGCACAGCCCGUGCUAUAGAACCGGGAGAGCUGCCCCUAGACAGCCGAGAGGCAGAAGCAGCCCCGUGCAAGCAGCGCGCGGCGGCCAUUCAGCGCACGCGCAUUGUGAUGCACUGUCCGUGUUCCAGCCGCAGGCGCGGCCCGCGUGGAGCGAGGGAAGCAGCAGCUGCAGCCGCGGCGCCCCAGCCUGCGGUCGGUACCAGCCUCUGCAGCUAGCGGAGCCUUGAUAAGCGCGGGGAGGGAGGCGCUGCUCCUUGCCCGCCUGGAGCUGUGCAGCCAGCCGCCCUGCUGCCCCGAGACACGCCAGGGCCCGAGGAAUGGCAAGCAGCCGGCCAGCUAGGUGGACCUGUGGCAUCGCUCAGUGCACAGCAGGGCUGGCUCAAGAAGUCCUGGAACGGGCCAAGCGGCGCAAAGUGAGCUGGCCGGAGCCUGUGGAAGAAGAUUCUGAACGUCUCAAUGCAGCAUUUGCUUCAGUAGUGGAGUUCAUGAGUCGAACCACAAAGGAGUGUGAGAAAUAUUAUAGCUAUGUGCCAGCAAGUAGAUGCCAAGAGAAUGAAAUUAAACACAUCUGCAGAUAUCACAGCAGACAAGCAGCAGAAAACUUGUUACAGACAUUGGAACAAGAGAAAAAUGAAACCUCUCCAGUGUCAAAUCCAGCUGAAACCCUCAAGCAACUUGCUAGAAAGGCUUCCAAGGAUCUCUACAUUGAAGUUUCCCCCGGCACCUAUUCUGUCACAGCAGCCUCGGAGGAUAUGGUGAAACAGACAUAUGUGGUGGAUGUUAAUGCAGGACAAAGUAUUGAUUUAACUUUCGGUUUUCUGUACGAUUACUUGUUGUUCCUCUCUCCCCAAGAGUGUUGGCUUCUAGUCCAGCACAGUGGGAACUUAAUAUGGAAAGACACACUUCCCCUGGACAGGAGAGUGAAGGUACUUACCUCAUUUCCAUCUAAAUGGAAUUUAUUUCAGUUGGUUAAAGUGGUACUACUAUCCAUAAAGCUAUUCUCGCUACCUACAGAUUUUGUUUGGUUAAAGGAGAGGUGAAGGUCAUUAGAGCAGAGAGCUUUAUGAUGAGGGCACACUUUAUUCACUGUAUAAAAAUAACCCUAUAUAGAUGGGUAGUUUACCUGAGAUUGUUUC